This is a messenger RNA of Ascoidea rubescens DSM 1968, 2451 nucleotides long. RefSeq names its product subtilisin-like protein. The transcript has a single exon. Gene Ontology annotation, molecular function: tripeptidyl-peptidase activity; serine-type endopeptidase activity. The record is from RefSeq and is a predicted model, not a curated record. NCBI's taxonomy places the organism in Eukaryota, Fungi, Ascomycota, Saccharomycetes, Ascoideales, Ascoideaceae. Gene Ontology annotation, cellular component: cytosol. The coding region runs from base 1 to 2451 and encodes 816 amino acids. Gene Ontology annotation, biological process: proteolysis.
AUGAAUAUUAAAGAGUUGAUUAAAAAAUUGCCAUUUCUUCUUUUAAUGAAGAUGUCAUUUUCAACAUCUUUUGAAUUAGAAGAAGCCGAAAAUGCAAUUGACAUUAAUGAAAUUUAUGAUCGGACAGUUCCAGGGAAUUAUAUUAUUGAAUAUGAUUCAAAUUUAAUUGAUCUUAUGAAUGCUGAAGAUAUUAAUUCAAACACUGAAGAUGGUUCAAGAGGUAAAAAAUUGAAAGGCUUUUUGAAAGAUGAAGGUAUUAAAGCUGAUAUUAUUGAAGAUUUAUCAUCAAUUUAUUUCUCAGGGGUAUCCAUUGAUAUUAUAAAUGAUAAUUCAACAAUUUUAUCAGAUUUGAAAAAACUUGAUUAUGUUAUUGAUGCUUGGCCUGUUGGAAUCAUGAAAUUGGAAGAUCCACUAUUUGAACCAAAAAAUGAUAAGGAAAUCCGAGGAGAAAAAAUUGGAAUAGAUGAUAAAUUUUAUAAUCCUCAUUUAGCUACAGGUGUUGAUAAAUUGCAUGAAAUGGGGAUAUUAGGUGAAGGUGUUACUAUUGGAGUUAUUGAUUCUGGUAUUAAUUAUAAUAUUGAUUCAUUAGGUGGUGGAAUUGGAGAUGGAUAUAAAGUUGAAUGGGGAUAUGAUUAUGUUGGUAAUUGGGAAAGUGAAGAACCAAUUGCAGAUUCCGAUCCAAUGGAUUGUAUUGGACAUGGAACAUUUGUUAGUAACGUUAUUGUUGGAGAUGGGGAUGAAGAAAGCAAGCUAGGGUUAGGGGUCGCACCCAAAUCUAAGAUUCGGAUGUAUAAAGUAUUUGGGUGUUUUGAUGGUACAAGGACCGAUAUUAUUAUGAGAGCAUUGAUUGAUGCAGCUGAGGAUGAGGUUGAUAUUAUAAAUUUAUCAUUAGGAGCAGAUCAGGGAUAUUCUAGUAUGCCAAUUUCGAAAUUAGCAUCAUCUAUCAGUGAAAGAAUUCCUAUUGUUUAUGCGGCUGGAAAUUCUGGUGAUAUGGGGAGCUUUUUUGCAGCAUCAGGAGCAUCAGGUAAAAAUGUGAUAGCUGUUGGAUCUACGAGUAAUUCCAGCAAAGAGGAAUUAUCAUUUUUUAAGAAUGAAAUUGGGAAAGGAUUUGGAAAAAUGAGUGAAUUUUCAUCUUGGGGACCAACAUAUGAAAAUAACUUUUAUCCAACGAUUUCAGCACCAGGAGGAAAAGUAUUUGGACCAUAUAAUAAUGAAUGGGGGUUUGCAAGUGGGACAAGUUUUGCAGCACCAUAUAUAUCUGGGGUUAUUGGAUUGUAUUUAAGCGUAAAUAAACAAGCCAAACCGAUAGAAAUUAUGAAUAGGUUGGUUUCAAGCAGUGAUGAAGUUCUACUUUAUGAUGGAAAUCAAGUGCUAUUUGAGAAGAUGAUUGCACCAUUGAAUCAACAAGGGAGUGGUAUAGUUAAUGCAAUGAAGUUUAUGGAAUACAAAACCGAGAUAUUGAGCUCAACUUUUAUCGAGUUGAAUGAUACAAGUAAUAGAGUCAGCAAACAUAAGAUUGAAAUUUAUAAUGGGGAAUUGAAUGAAACAGUUUAUGAAGUUUAUCAUGAAGCAGGAGUUACAGUUAAAGCUAGAGAUGAGUUACUAUAUCCAUUGGAGUAUUUCCCAAAAUUUGAACAGGCUGAGGCACAUGUUGAUAUUUCGACAAGUAUUUUGAGAAUUGCAAGUGGUGGAACAGAAAGCAUUGAAGUAGAGAUUGGUGGACCAAAGAGCCGAUAUGAAGAUGGAAGUAUAUUUGGUGGUAAGGUUGUAAUCAGUGGAACUAACAACGAGACGGUGAAGGUACCCUAUAUGGGAGUUGAGCUUUCAAGUUAUAAUUGGACAGCACUAGAGGGCAUGCCAUUGUUGUUGACCCGAAAGGAUGGAAGAUUAAGAAAGAUAAGAAAAGACGAAAGAUUUAAUUUGAAUAUUGGAGAUGAUAUUCGAGUUUACUACGCGUUGCGAUAUGGUAGCGAAGAAUUUUCAAUUGAUCUUGUGUCUUGGGAGUAUGAGAAGGAGAUGUUUGAUUAUCCUCCCAGCAAAGCAGCAGCAUGGAAGGGGUCGAUUAGAAGCACAAGCGACAAAAAUGGGCAGUACACCAGCUUUCCCUUGAACCACAUUGUGAGGUUCAACAAGUUGGGGUUUGUGCAGUUGGGAGGAUUUGCCGAUGGAAGAAGCAUACCCAGUGGAAAGUACAAGCUCUUGAUCCGUUGCUUGAGAGUGUUUGGAGACAAAUUCAGGGCCGAGGACUGGCAGCUCUUCCUCUCCGACAGUUUUUCUGUUGGGCAACAGGAUGUUAUUCAGAAACGUGCUCCAAAAGAAGCUCGCGACGAGAACGUUUGUUCCUGUGCUGCCAUUUCUGGCAGCAGUUCUAAAACCAGGUCUAGACCUGACUCCAGAACCAGCACUGCGGGUUCAACAACAAUCUUGUCACCCCACCGCUAUGGGUGCUGA